ACAUCCGGAACAUCCCUAGCAAUUUUGUUUUGAAAAGAUUUGUUUAUAAAAAAACUCGAUUUUUCGCGUUUCAAGAAUUUUAUUGUUUAAACAACGAUUUGUUUCUAAAUUUAUAAACAUAAAUGUGAAAUCUGUGAAAAGCAAAUAGUGGUUGAUUCCUGCAGAAACAUCCUGCCGAUACGUGUUCCCUGAGAUUUAUUCUCUUCGACGUCUGAUACUAAUUUACGCAAUGGCCACGGGCCCAUCCGAAUGCAGCAGUCGGGGGAACAGAGGUAAAAAUUUUACCCUCAAAUUAGACCGGCAAAUCUGCCGCUCGUGGAUUCACGCGAAACGGCAAGAGGAGCUAGGCGAUGAGGGCGCGGCAACCGAUGAAAUCCGAUCAGUUCCAUUCAACGUUUGGGACACGCUUUACGAGCAUGCCAUCUUCCAUGAUCCUGAUUUCGAAAAACGAUCCCCUGACGGAUUGCGCCACAGGCUUACGAUAAUUCAGGGCAGGGUUCGCAAAUUUGCCGAUUGCUACCUGGUGGCUAUCAGAGAGGAAAAGGAUCCCAAAACGGCUUUGGUGAAAGGGUUGCAGUACUACAAAGAAAGCCAAAAGGCGAACUUUCAGUUUCUAAGCUGCUACUUGAUAUUGAAGCAACAUCCGAAGUUCCAGGAUUUGCCCGAAAUUAACUCAAACGACAUUCCAGCUGAAGCAAACGUAAUGAUGGAUAAUGAGCAAAGGGGGAUAAACAUUUCCAAAAGUAAUAGCGUCGGCAUCAGUGACGAAGCUGACUACUUUAUUACAGCCCAAAAUACAUCCGAGAGUAAUCAAAAACAAGUUAGAGGUAAAAAUUUUACAAUUGAAAACGAUGUGCAUAUUUGCCUUUCCUGGGUUCAUGCGAAAAAUAUCGAAGAGCUAGACUGCAAUGCGUGUGGAUUGGUGCCAUUCAAUUUUUGGCAAACUCUUUACCAUCAUGCCGUUUCGAAAAAUCCAGAAUUAAAAGCUCGCACCGUCCAAGGAGUGCACAACAGAUUCGUCAAAAUUCAACGUACAGUUGAAAAGUUUUUUAAACAUUACAAUGCCGUCGUAGAACAUGAAAAUGAUCCAGACCAGGCUCUAGAAAAAGCCAUUCGGCGCUAUGCGGAACAACACCGUGAAAAGUUUAAGUUUCUGGAGUGCUUCCACAUUUUCCAGAAAUUUCCAAACAUGCGAAAACAACCGAAUGCAGCAACUAUUUCGUCGAUAAAAGUGGAGCAAAGAUUUAGUUCUGACGAGCAAGAAGCAUCGAAUGUAUCCGGAGACAAUCAUAAGUCGCAACCGUUUUCUCCCGAGGACUUAGCUGAAGGAACGCCAAUUUGUAGCAGCAAAACUGACUACUUUAUUACAGCCCAAAAUACAUCCGAGAGUAAUCAAAAACAAGUUAGAGGUAAAAAUUUUACAAUUGAAAACGAUGUGCAUAUUUGCCUUUCCUGGGUUCAUGCGAAAAAUAUCGAAGAGCUAGACUGCAAUGCGUGUGGAUUGGUGCCAUUCAAUUUUUGGCAAACUCUUUACCAUCAUGCCGUUUCGAAAAAUCCAGAAUUAAAAGCUCGCACCGUCCAAGGAGUGCACAACAGAUUCGUCAAAAUUCAACGUACAGUUGAAAAGUUUUUUAAACAUUACAAUGCCGUCGUAGAACAUGAAAAUGAUCCAGACCAGGCUCUAGAAAAAGCCAUUCGGCGCUAUGCGGAACAACACCGUGAAAAGUUUAAGUUUCUGGAGUGCUUCCACAUUUUCCAGAAAUUUCCAAACAUGCGAAAACAACCGAAUGCAGCAACUAUUUCGUCGAUAAAAGUGGAGCAAAGAUUUAGUUCUGACGAGCAAGAAGCAUCGAAUGUAUCCGGAGACAAUCAUAAGUCGCAACCGUUUUCUCCCGAGGACUUAGCUGAAGGAACGCCAAUUUGUAGCAGCAAAAGAAAUCUUCACGACGAGGCGCACGAAAAACCUGAUAAAAAUUCAACACCCUUAAGCCAAUUUAUUAGAGGUAAAAACUUCUCCGUUAGUGAGGAUAAAGUACUAUGUCAGUCAUGGGUCCAAGUAAAAGAAGCAGAAUCUAUCAGUUCAGAGCCGUUUGAUCUCUGGCAAAAUAUUUAUGACCAUGCUAUUUCCAAAGAUUCCAGUUUCAGUUCUCGACCAGUAACUAGCCUAAGAAGUAGAAUGCAAAUAAUAAUGAAAUCUUCGCGGCAGUUCUCCGCAUGUUACAAAAAUUACCUCAUUGAGGAAACACAGACUGACACAGAUGACAAUGCUUUGCAAGAGGCGUUACAGCUUUACAAAUUCAAUUACAAGGAACAUUUUAAAUUCCUUAACUGUUGGUUCAUUUUGAGACAAAAUUCAGAAUUUAAGCACAUGACGCAACAUACACCGACCGUAAAAGCAGACGUUUUAAAACCGGUACAAAAUGAGAAGGCCUUGUUAGAUCGUCGAAAGGGAGCCCAAAAAGUGACUGUUCGUCGAGAUGAAUUACAGGCUCUAUUGAAGGCAGCUUGCGACAUAGGCCUAGAAGAGGCUCGUUCUAGAGGAGAACCAAUAGAAAGCCUAUUCUACGACGUGCUACAACAGAUGGCUGCGUAUGGUGAAUUCAUCGCGAGAAAACUUCCAAUGCUCAAACAUAUGUACGAUGAAACGGAGCUCCACUAUAAAUGUGAUCAGCUAAAGCCGUAUCCCCCGGAGGCAAGAAUAUUAUGGGGCAGACGUGGAACCAGCGAGGAAGAAAAAACAAACGACGAGGAUUGGGAGCAGUUAAUACAAUGCAUAUUAGAUGACAGAAAAGGUUCGUCCUUUCUGUCUGGUUUGGAGACCAAAGAGCUGAUACGGCAAGCAGUCAAAAGGAAAGUGGAAUCGGCUUCAAACAUCGAGAAGGGCAUCAUUUUCAACCAUAUUCAUAAAGAUAUGCAAGCAAAGAGGCUUUGCCGACGAAAGACUGUGAAUCAAUUGAUGCAAGAUUAUCACAGACUGAAGGAACAGUAUCUCAGCGGGUCUUGUAAAAGUUUACCACCAGAAGCUGCUAAUCUAUGGGUGUCCGGAAAGACUGAAUGUACAGAGGAGGAGAUAACAGAGCCGAUCGAACAUAUUGAUUUCGAUGAAUCUAACGUGAAAAAAGAAACGGAUGUUUGUCGUAUCUGCCAGGCAGAACUGCUCCAUGAUGCCAAGGACCUGUUCUUUGAUAUAUACAAUGCACAAACGUAUGCCGACAUCAUAAGUGAAACCAUAAAUGUGAAGAUGGAUAGUGGUAGCUUGCAGUCGAAAUUAAUUUGUGGUAGCUGUUCAGGCUUCAUAGAAGGUCUUUCGACUUUUGUGCAACAGUGUCAAAAUAGCUGUACUUCAUUCAAGGCAAACCAAGAAAAAUCUUUAAUUACCGAAAUCACUAAGCUAGAGGUCGAGUUGUUCGAUACCAAUAUGGAAUAUAUCGAAGAGGAAGUUUCCAAUAUUUGUGCGAGUAAUUGUAACGAGUUUGAAGACAACAACGGUGAAUACGUUAACACUAUGGACGUAGAUGAUAAAGCCGAAAUCUUUCCUACCUAUGAUGAUGAUGAUCAUAGUGGAGACAAUCCAGAAGCGGAUCAUACUAUUGCUGUAACCACUUCUGUCGUUGAUGAUGACCAUCCAGAAGUAGAAGCUGUUCAACCCACUGCGCCCAUCGAUGGAAGAAGUGAGACCAAACCAGAAGCGGCAAUUAGGAAGAAGAUCAAUUACCGCAGGUACAAGACAACGCGGAGGGAGCAUAAGAAACAGUGCCACGUUUGCGGCAUACGAGUACUUGAUUUAAACAGCCAUAUUGAAAGUCACGGCGAAACCGGUUACAAAUGCCAAUUUUGUGACAGAGUUUGUCCGAACCGGCGACAACUUCGAAUCCAUAUGAACCGCCACACCAAAGAGCGCGAAUUUCCUUGCCGUUACUGUGACAAAAUAUUCUACGUUUGGACAUCCCGGAAGGAUCACGAGAGAAAUAUGCACAAGAAAGAAAGAUUUCAAUGUGAUGUAUGUGACACCGUGUACAAAAACAAAAGUUACCUUCAGGCGCAUAAAAAGUUAGUGCAUUUGGGAAUUCGAAAUCUAAAAUGCACAAAAUGUACCUUCAGCACGUCUAUCAAGGCUCGAUUGCUCAACCAUGUCCGUAGCAUACAUACGAGUGAACGGCCAUACAAAUGUCCGGUAUGCAAUCACCAGUCAAACAGUAACACAGGAUAUUACAUUCACUUCCAAAGGCACAAAAAGUCUGGCGAGGCUACUAGUUAUGCGAUAAAGUGCGCCUAUUGCGAGGAAAUGUUCGAUAAGGAUGUCCCUCUCGAAGCUCACAUUCUCAAGGCGCAUCCUAAUCGAGCGGUUGUAAUUUAAAGACGAUUAAUAAACUGACAUUUCUUUUUA
Messenger RNA from Aedes aegypti (yellow fever mosquito), 4387 nucleotides. RefSeq lists its product as uncharacterized. Gene Ontology annotation, cellular component: nucleus. Gene Ontology annotation, molecular function: zinc ion binding. The coding region runs from base 230 to 4357 and encodes 1375 amino acids. Lineage: Eukaryota; Metazoa; Arthropoda; Insecta; Diptera; Culicidae. The record is from RefSeq and is a predicted model, not a curated record. The transcript is spliced from 8 exons.